AUGCAGGAUGGCGGAGAUGACAAGAAGAACGCGCAAAAGAAGAAAGUCAAGGAGUUAAAAGUCUUGGAUGGGAAGGCUGCUCAGAAUCUUUCCAUCUUCCUGGGAUCGUUUCGUCUUCCGUAUGAAGAGAUCAAGAAUGCAGUCCUGGAAGUGAAUGAAAAGGUUCUCACCGAGUCCUUGGUUCAGAACCUGAUCAAGCAGCUUCCAAGCCCAGAGCAGCUGAGCGUCCUGGGUGAGAUGAAAGACGAAUACGAUGAUUUGGCAGAGUCUGAGCAGUUCGGAGUUGUGAUGUCCAGUGUAAAAAAGCUCACGACUCGACUCCAGGCCAUUCAAUUCAGGAUACAGUUCGAAGAGCAGCUCAACAACAUCAAGCCUGACGUGGUGUCUGUGACAGCGGCCUGCGAGGAACUGACCAAAAGCCAGUCUUUCUCCACCCUCCUCCAGAUCAUUCUCCUCGUGGGCAACUACAUGAACUCCGGCUCCCGCAACGGCAAAGCAUUCGGUUUCUCCAUCUCCUAUCUCUGCAAGUUACGGGAUACUAAAUCUGCAGACCUUAAGCUGACGCUGCUGCAUUUCUUGGCCGAAGUGUGUCAUGAGCAGUAUCCGGAGGUGAUGGGUUUUCCAGAGGAGCUCAUCCACGUAGAGAAGGCGAGCCGAGUAUCUGCGGAGACCCUUCAGAAGAACCUGGAACUAAUGGGUCGCCAGAUCAAAAACCUCCAGAAAGACCUCGAGACGUUCCCUCCGCCUCAAAGUGAAAAGGACUUGUUUGUUGAGAAGUUGUCCAGUUUUGUCGUCACUGCUCAGGAGCAAUAUGAGAAACUGGACCUGAUGCACAAGAACAUGGAGAUACAGUACACAAACCUGGGCAAUUAUUUUGUGUUCAACCCCAGUAAAGUAUCUGUGGAGGAUUUCUUUGGAGACCUCAAAACAUUUAUCCACAUGUUCCAGCAAGCAGUAAAGGAGAACCAGAAGAGAAAGGAGGCUGAAGAGAAGAUAAAAAGAGCCAAGUUGGCGAGAGAAAAGGCAGAGAAGGAGAAGGAGGAGAAGCUGAAGAGGAGCCAGCUCCUGGACAUUAACGCUGAGGGAGACGAGACCGGCAUCAUGGACGGCCUGUUGGAGGCGCUACAGUCCGGAGCUGCUUUCAGGAGGAAGAGGGGGCCCAGACAAGCAGCCAACCACAGACGAGCCGGCCACGCGGUGACUAACAUCCUGGCCAAAGAGCUGACUCAGGAAGACGCGCCUCCGCCGAGCAAGUUCACCGCCAAAAAGAAGCGCCUGGACGACACGGAGGAGGCGAACGCAGAGUCGUCGGAGUCUUUAGAGGACCUGCUUGAGGCUGCUGCUUCUCGCUCCCAUUGA
Knipowitschia caucasica is the source of this 1359-nucleotide messenger RNA. The record is from the annotation of a GenBank genome assembly. NCBI's taxonomy places the organism in Eukaryota, Metazoa, Chordata, Actinopteri, Gobiiformes, Gobiidae.